AUGAUUCAUGGAAGAAACAGUGUCAUCAAAUGCAACUACGAUGUGUCUCAUCACGAGGGAGAUAAGGAAUCCGGUAUGGGCAGGAUACUCAGAAACUCAAAAGGCGAGUUUAUAACUUGUGGUGUGGAGAAGUUUGAAGGAAGACAUACAAUACAAGAAACUGAAUGUUCAACACUAGUACACUACUAUAGUCAAUGCAAUCAGUUUGGUCUUUAG
Molecule: messenger RNA, 216 nt
Organism: Eruca vesicaria subsp. sativa (arugula)
Lineage: Eukaryota; Viridiplantae; Streptophyta; Magnoliopsida; Brassicales; Brassicaceae
Source: the annotation of a GenBank genome assembly